AUGGCUUACCUCCACAAAGCUGCGUGGCAUGAGCUGGCCUGCUCGGUUUGUGGUCACGCAUAUAGUGGCGAUGCCGCAUUCACGCUGGGUACCGCGGGGCUCAGAUGCUGCGAGGAGAAUCAUGGUGUUGAGUCCCUGCCAUGUGCCCGGGUGCUGUGCAGUCUUGCCAUCGCCUGCGGUGAUUUGGGCCGGUAUCGCCAACAGUUGCAGUUGCUGCAAAGAGCCUUUCGAAUCUACGAAGCAGCAUUUGGCGGAGGCCACAUAACAGUCGGUGUAACGCUGGGUCUGAUGGCUGAUGCGCACGGACAGCUCGGGGAGUAUUACAAGCAGAAGGAGGCAGGUGAAACAGCGCUGAAAAUUGAAGAAGCAGAAUUUGGCGUUGGAAGCUCGAAGCUUUGUUCCACGUUGAGCACCUUGGCUGCUGCGCACCGCAAUCUGGGCAACUACCGCAAGCAGAAAGACAUUUUGGAGCGUGUGCUGGGCAUUGACAGGGCCGUGUUGGGUCCGGAGCAUGUCGAUGCUGCGGCUACUAUGGUGAACUUGGCAGAUGCUGAAGGCAACCUCGGCAACUACGGGGCGCAACAGGAGCUGCUGGAGAAGGCAUUGAGCAUCAAGGAGAAGCAUUUUGGACGCGACCAUCCGAGCACAGCUACAGCCAUGGUCAACCUGGCUGCUGCAUAUGCCCACAUGGGGAAGUACGCGUCGCAGCAAGAAUUGCUUGUGAAAGCACUCUGGAUCAAGCAGCAAGAGUUCGGACAGGACCACGUGAACACCACAGUGGCAAUGCGAAGCCUGGCAGAAAGCUACGGACGCUUGGGUGAGUACCAGAAGCAGAAGGAUCUGCUGGAAAGGGUCCUAUCGAUUGUUGAAGGCGAAUUCGGAGUUGAGCAUCUCGAAGUUGCUGCCACACUGGGUGGGUUGUCGCUUGCUGAAGCAGGCCUGGGGAAUUACAAGAAGCAGCUGGAGCUCGCCCGUCGGAGCAUGACGAUUAUCGAACGCGAGCAUGGGCGCAAGCAUGUGCGGAGAGCUGCAGCCUUGAGGAUAUUGGCACAGGCCUGGGCAAGCACCGGCGACUAUAAGAAGGCUGCCGAAGCUGCUAACGAGACCUGUGACAUUCUCCAAGCGGCUUAUGGCCCAAAGCAUGUCCUAGUGGCAGAGGCCUUAGCCACCUAUGCGCAUGCGAUGGGUAACCUCGGCCAGUAUCAGGAACAACUGCAGCUAGCAGAGAGCAGCUUGAAAAUCCUCGAACUGCAUUUCGGCUCUCAGCACUUGUCUAUUUUGAGUUGCCUGGCUGCUGUCGCAAGUGCACGCGCCGAGCUUGGGCACUUUCAGGAAGCCCGCGAAGUUGCAGAGCGCGCUUGCGCAAUUGCGGAAUUGAGCUUCGGUGCAGAGCACUUGGUGACAAUGAGCUCUUUGUGUCUUCUGGCCAAUGCAGAAGGCGCUCUGGGGAAUUAUGAAGCGAAGCAGCAGCUGUUUGAGCGUGCCCUGCGCAUCGGCACCGCGAGACUUGGAGGAAACCAUCCUGAUGUUGCUCUCCUGCUUCGAGGCCUCGGCUCGGCGCUGUCAGAGACGGGUCGACCUUUCGCUUCGAAGGCGUUGCUUGAGAAGGCGGUUCUCCUUCAGAGGAAACACUUUGGCUUGGAGCAUAUGGAGACUGCUCGAACUGAGCGGUGUCUCGGAAUGAUCUUCGUGGCCCUGGGCAAUGCUGCAGAAGCACAAGGCAUACUCCAGCACGCGCUCUCCGUUUUCGAGACGCAGCUUGGGGAGGCCCACUUGCAAGUCGCCAAAACGCUUCGCCACUUGGCCAUGACUUAUCCAAUGGGAGCUCCCGAGCGAAAGGAGGCCGUCGAGCGAGCGCUGCCUAUUCUCUACACGGAGGUGGGGAAGGAACACCCCUGGACUUUGGAGAUAAUGAGCAUUCAGACUCCUGCCAAAAGGCAGCGGCUGGAAGGACAGCCCGGGAAAGCCAGAGACAGGACAUCCAUGAGCUUCUGA
This is a messenger RNA of Symbiodinium sp. CCMP2592, 1995 nucleotides long. The record is from the annotation of a GenBank genome assembly. Lineage: Eukaryota; Dinophyceae; Suessiales; Symbiodiniaceae.